This is a messenger RNA of Coregonus clupeaformis (lake whitefish), 5036 nucleotides long. RefSeq names its product protocadherin-23-like. Gene Ontology annotation, cellular component: catenin complex; plasma membrane. Gene Ontology annotation, biological process: homophilic cell-cell adhesion. The record is from RefSeq and is a predicted model, not a curated record. NCBI's taxonomy places the organism in Eukaryota, Metazoa, Chordata, Actinopteri, Salmoniformes, Salmonidae. Gene Ontology annotation, molecular function: calcium ion binding; cadherin binding.
CUUCGGAAUUUAAAAUGACGAGGGGAAGAAUUAGCCGUCGAAAUGCCGCGACUUUAUUUCAACUAUUUGCUGUAUGUCUUUUGUUGGAGCGUUCAUUUGCUCAACAGGUGUACAACCUCAGUCUCUCAAUUGAAGAGGGACUACCUGCAAGGACUAUUGUUGGGGAUAUAAGAGCGGGGUUACAGACUCCAAGCAGUGGAUUUUUCAUAUCUGAAAAUAGAGAUUCUUAUGUUUUUAAAGACUUGGAAAUAGAUGCAGACACUGGAAUAAUUUCAACAGCUGUGGUGCUGGACAGGGAGAGCAGAGACAAGUAUGAAUUUGUGGCAGCCACUCUCACAGGUGAGGUGAUUAAGGUAAAAAUAUUGGUUAAAGAUGUGAAUGACCAUUCUCCUGUAUUCUCCACUGAAAAGGUGGAGUUGAAUGUGUCAGAAUUAAGUCCUCCAGGAACUCGCUUUGAAUUUGGGGCUAAAGACCAGGAUGAGGGUGAGUUUGGAACUCGGGGUUACCGCAUCACUGAAAGUGAGAUGGGAGACAUUUUUAAGGUGAAAUAUCGAGGGGGUGGAAAUCUAUUCAACCUGGACCUCAUCCUCACUGACAAAUUGGACAGAGAAACAAGAGACCGUUAUUCCCUGACCAUUGAGGCAUUUGAUGGGGGUAUCCCGCCUAAAACGGGGCUUCAGGUUUAUAUCCAUGUCUCAGAUGAAAAUGACAACCCACCUGUGUUCAAUCAGACUGAAUACCAAGCUUCAGUGUGGGAGGAUGCUCCGGUAAUGUCACCUGUGUGUCAGGUCUACGCCACAGAUCUGGACCUCGGCGACAAUGGGCUCGUCACCUACGAGAUCAACCGACGCCAGAGUGACCCGAAUGAGUUCUUUGUCAUCAACGGAACUUCUGGUGUCAUCCAUGUUAACAAACCCUUAGACUUUGAGACGCAGCCAUUUUAUGAGUUGAUCAUCAGGGCGAGGGAUAAUGGCGCCCAGCCGGAGUAUAGCAGCACCUUUGUAGCCUUGAGGGUAAUAGACAUCAAUGACAACAGCCCCAUUAUCAGCGUAAUGUUUCUGAGUGAGACUGGGGAAGCAAAGGUGUCGGAAGGGGCAGGUAUGGGGGAAUACGUCGCCAGGAUAUCAGUCUCCGACCCCGAUCUGGGAGAGGUCGGGAGGCUCAGGGUCACCCUCGAAGGUGGCGACGGGAAGUUCACCCUGAAACAGACUGAUGAUUCCCUGUACGCCUUGUGCGUGGACGGCGAGCUGGACAGGGAGAAAGAGGGGCUAUACGAGUUAAAAGUGGUGGCCUCGGACUUCGGUAGCCCCCCAUUGAAGAGUGAAAGCACCUUGUUGGUGAGGGUCACCGACACCAACGACUGGCGGCCGGUUUUUGACCAGGACAUCUACACUGUGUCUGUAUCUGAGGACGUACCCCAGGGAAGUUCCCUACUCCGUGUGCAGGCCAGAGACUCGGACGAUGGGGUCAACGCGGCCAUCCUCUACUCCAUCCUACAGUCAGACCAGGACCACCUGGUCAACGUCGACCCAGAAUCAGGCAUCAUUACCACGGCAGCCAGGUUGGACCGUGAGAGGGAGACUGAGGUGCGGUUCCUGGUGGUUGCGGUCGACGGGGGGUCGCCAGCCCUGUCCUCCACAGCCACGGUCACCGUUAUGGUCGAGGACGUCAAUGACAAUGAGCCUGUGUUCCAGCAGCAGCUGUAUAAUGUGUCCAUCCCGGAACACACCCGGAUUGGGAACUGCUUUUUACAGGUUGUGGCCACCGAUGCGGAUGGCAGUGAUUUCGGUACAGUGCGCUACUCCAUCUCUGACGGCUUUAAUAAGCAGGACACACACCCUGUCUUCCAAAUUAACCCAGACUCUGGAGAGCUCUGCAUCUCACAGGAUAUCGACAGGGAUUCGGGCCUGGCGACCUAUGACUUGUUAGUGAAAGCUGAGGAUCAGGCAGGCUUGAGUGCCCAGACGUACGUCCACAUCGAGGUGGAGGACCUGAACGACAACCCGCCGGUGUUCAACCCAGAGAAGUAUGUGACCAGCGUCAGCAGCCACGCCCAGCCCGGCACAGAGGUCCUCAACGUCAUCGCAACCGACAGGGACUCUGGGGACUACGGUCAUGUCACCUACCAGAUCCUGCCCGGGGACCUGUCCUCCCUGUUCUCAGUGGAUAAAACUACAGGUGUGGUCUACCUGACCUCCACACUGACCCACCUUGGCACUGCGAGCGUCAAGCUGGCUAUUACCGCCCAGGACGGUGAGGGCGUGACGUCGGCCCGACCCGCGGAGGUCACAGUGAACGUCCUGCGCAGUGCCCAGGCCCCAGCAGUCUUUCAGAGGUCACGCUAUGCUUUCACCGUGCCCGAGAACACCCUGCCUGGCACCCCGGUGGGCAUCGUGGAGGCCCUCAACCCUGCCAACUCGGUGGACUCGUUGUCGUACCGCAUCUCGUCGGGGGACCCCCACGGUCUGUUCUCUGUCCACUCCAGUUCGGGCCUGAUCAGCACCAGCCGCCCGCUGGACCACGAGUCCCAGCCCUACGCCCUCCUGGUGCUCCAGUGCCACGCGGGCACCACCUCGCCCAUCUACAGCAGCACCCAGGUCAACGUCACCAUCGCUGACGUCAACGACAACGCGCCCGUCUUCCCCAAAAUGACAGACACCGUCGCCUUGUCCCAAAACACGCCUCCCGGAACGGUUCUGUUCAUAGCCCAUGCCCACGACGCAGACAGCGGCACAAAUGGGAGGGUGCGGUAUUUCCUGUCACGUGGUAGUGCUAGGGGAAGUAUGCCAUUUUAUGUGGAUGCCGACCUCGGUACAGUGUACUUAAACCAAAGCUUCUCUCGGGACCCGCGACCAAAGUACACCUUUGAAAUUCUGGCGAAGGACAUGGGCGAACCUUCGCUCACUGCCACGCUGAUGCUCACAGUCAACGUGGCGCGCAGUGCCACUGAAGACACCCUGGCCUUCGAGACACUAGUCUACCAGGUGGAAAUGGGCGAGGGCACCCAAAUAGACACCCGGGUCAUCCAGGUGAGGGCACAUCGAAGCCGAGGAAGCAGCAGCCAUCAACAGGGGUCCAAACCCAAUCAAGGCCUCUCCUACUCCCUGGAGCCCGACCCAGACUUUCCCCCUCCGCCUCUCCGAAUCCACCCCGAGAGUGGGUGGCUCUUUCUCUCCCAAAACCUUGACUAUGAAACAGAGCCCAUGUUUCGCUUCAAAGUCCUUGCCACUGUUAAAGACGAAACAACACUAGCUAUAGCUAACACCACCGCUACAGCCAAUGUUAUCGUGCUCGUCCUAGAUGAGAAUGACAAUGCACCAGUGUUCACCAGCCAGACCUACUUCUUCACGGUCCAAGAGGGGCCUUCGCCCCAGGGCCUGGUGGGGACGGUGCAGGCAGUCGACCGAGACUCCAGGAAAAACGCGCAGCUGUCCUACAUCCUGCUGUCGGACGGGAAACACUUCCGCAUCAACACCAAAACAGGGGAGAUAAUCAACUGGGUGUCUCUGGACCGGGAGCAGCAUGCUGGGCACACCCUGAAAGUGAUGGUGACGGACCAGGGCCAGCCCCGCCUCAAUGCCACUGCCACCGUUCACAUCCUGGUCACCGACAUCAACGACAACCCACCCCAGUUCACCCACCUGCCCGCCGCCGGCAAGGAGCUCAACGUCCAGGUUUGGGCAGGCCUCCCCACAGGCUCAUUGGUGACCACCAUGUUUGCCAAAGACCUCGAUGCAGGAGAAAAUGCAACAGUCAGGUUUUCUCUGACGACAGAUGAGGAACAGGGCCACUUUGAGAUAGACAGUCAGAGUGGAGACAUACGGACCACGGAGCUAUUCACCCAGAACGCCAAAACCCAAUACACCCUGACAGUGGUUGCCACCGACAACGGAGCUGGCCCCCUAGAGGAGACAGCCGUCAUUCACCUCCAGGUUCAGGCUGCAGAGAAUCAACACGGCGGCACCCACCCCCAAAGCAUGCAACACUUCUCUGUGAGGGAGGACACCAAACCCGGCACUGUCAUCGGCUCCGUCCACCUCUCCCCAUCCCCAACAACCAAUGGCAGGCUGCGUUACUCCAUCGCCGAGGGCGACGGGGUCCUUCACUUCGGCCUGGACAGCUCGUCCGGCGACCUGUACCUCAACCAGCCGCUGGACUACGAGUCUACAUCACUCUACUUUCUGGUUGUACAUGGCGAGGACGCCACGGGACCCGGGACUAAUGUAACAGUAUUUGUGAGCAUAGCGGUGGAGGACGUGAACGACCACGUGCCCUGGUUCCCCUGCGAGGUGGUCAUGUUUGGGUUGCUGGAGGACGUAGAAGUUGGAACGCGUGUGUUCGCCUUCAACGCCAAAGAUGGCGACGGGAGCCUGGCCAACAGCGGCCUGCGUUACUCAUUGACCUUUGACCCUGAGCUGGGCAUGUCAGGAGGGUCAUCAUUGUCGUCCGCAACAUUUCCUUUCUGCAUCCACCCGCUCACCGGCACCCUCACCACGACCGCUCCCCUGGACCGCGAGAGGACCGUGAGCUUCACGUUCAUGGUCACUGCCACCGACCAGGCAGCGAGGGAGGCCGACCGGAAGUUCGCGACUGUGACCGCUCAGGUGUUCCUGCUGGAUGUGAAUGACAACCGUCCGGCGUUUGUCUCCCAGGACACGGCCCUUGUGAUGGAGGACACGGAGGUGGGGAGCCUGGUGCAUCGUGUGGUGGUCGUGGAUGAUGAUGUGGGUGAAAGCGGCCAGGUCACCUAUUGUCUUGUCUCUGGGAACAAGGAAGGGUUCUUUACUUUGGAGGAGAAAACAGGUCUGCUGUACCUAGCAUCCCCUCUGGACUACGAGCUCCAGACCUCCCACUCCCUGACCAUCCAGGCCUCGGACCAGGGGCUCCCCUCCCUCUCCUCUACCCAGACCCUGAGGCUGGAGGUGGGGGAUGUGAACGACCAGCCUCCCCUGUUCCAGCAGGACGUCUACACAGCCAGCGUUGCCGAGAACAGAGAGCCUGGGGGAGAGCGUGGUCACUGUGUCCGCCACAGAUAA